AUGAAUGAAAAAAAAAAAAAAAAAAAGGAAAAAAAUAGGUAUGAUAAUUUUAUUGAUGAUAAUAAAAAUAAAGAAGAAUUAAAAGAAGACGAGGAAAAUAAUUUCGAAAUUUUUGAUAAAAGUAAAAAUAAAAAAAAAAUUAAUCUAAAGAAAAUAAAAAUUAUUAAUGAAAAUAAAGAAGAAUUUAACUGGAGUGAGGAAGAAUUUAAUCAAAAAAAAGAGAAAAAUAAAAAUAAGAAAAAAGAUAAAAAAGAAAUUAAUGUGAGGAUAAUAAAAAAAAAAAAUCAAUGUUAUUCUUUAGAUGUUAUUAAAAAUAUGAGGUUUUUAAAUACGAAUGAAUUUAUAAAUGAUGAUGCUUUUUUUGUUUUUCCACAUAAUAGAAAUGUGGUAGAUUUAGAAAGGAAAGGUAAUUCUUCAUUAAAUAAAGAAAUGACAAGUAUUUUCAAAAAUAAUAAAACAAAAAGUCAUGAAAAAAGCAAAAAGGUAAUUUCACAAAAAAUUAAUGAAAAGAAAUUAAAAGGAAACAAAAAAACUAAUGAAGAAGAGAAGGAACAAACAAGUCACGGGGAGAAUAAUGAAUUAAGUAUAAAAAAAAAUGAAAACGAAAAAUAUGUUGAAGAAAAAGAUUUAAGCACUUUGAAUAGUAUAAUAAGUAUAAAAGAAGACACUACUAUGUCAAUAGUGAAUUCACUUGAUGAUAGUGGAACAAAUGAUCAUGUAGAUAAUUAUAUAAACUUCGAAUCAAAAGAUAAAAUAGGGAAGAAUGAAGAAGAUAUGUUAUUUAACUAUAAUAACGAACAAAAUAUUAAUUUAUCUAUAGGAAAAUUUGAAGAUUUAUAUUUAGAAGGAGGAGAAGAAAGUUAUGAUAAAGUUAAAGAAGAAAAAUGGGAAAAUAAUAAUGGUGAUAAAGAAAAAAUUAAAAUAAGUAAAGUAAAAGGAGAUGAAGAGAAAAAACAAAAAUUGUAUAUGAAUAAAUGUAAAUUUAAAAAAAAAGGUGAAGUUAAAGAUAAUAGAGAAAAAUAUAAUCAAAAUAUGUAUUCUGAAAAAUAUCAGAAUAAUAGAAAAAAAGAAGAGGAAAAAUAUAUUACAUAUAAAAUACCUAGAUAUCUAAAGAAAAAGAACAUAAGGUGUCCAUUUGUGUAUAGAAGUGUAUUUUAUGGAAAAUAUGGAAUAAUAAAUUAUGAUUUAAAAGGAAAUGAUAAUGACACAUUAGUAAUUACAUUUCAUGGACUAAAUGGAACUAAUUUAACAUUUUUAGAAAUGCAAAAUGUAUUAAUUAGAUAUAAAUUUCAAGUUUUAAACUUUGAUUUAUAUGGACAUGGUCUAUCAGCAUGCCCUAAAUAUAAUCAUAAAGAAAGAAUGUAUGGUAUUGAUUUUUUCUUAUCACAAACGGAAGAGUUGUUAAAUCACCUAAAAUUGCAACAUAAGGAAUUUUAUUUGGUUGGUUUUUCAAUGGGAUGUAUAAUAGCUACCAGUUUUGCUAGAAAAUAUAUUAAACAAGUUAAAAAAAUUAUUUUAAUAUCACCUGUUGGUGUUUUAGAAAAAAAACCUUUUUUAUUAAAAUUAUUAAAAAUUUUUCCUUGCAUAAUUAAUAUUUCUUCUUUUUUUAUGCUUCCUUGUUUUAUCUCAAAAAAGAAAUUAAAAAAUAAUGAUUCUCAAAAUGAUACCUCAGAUUAUUUAUAUAACAGAAUUAUGUGGCAAGCAUUUGUAAAAAAAAAUAUUACUCAUUCAAUUUUGGGUUGCGUUAAUAAUUUAAAAAUGUGGAGUGCCCAUGAUAUUUUUAAAGAAGUUGGUGUUAACAAUAUACCUGUUUUAAUUUUAUGUGGAGAAAAUGAUAACAUUUGUGAUGUUGAUAUUUUUAAAAAUCUAUCUAAAUAUUUUAUUAAUUCUCAUUUAAUAAUCUUUAAAAAUGCUUCUCAUUUAGUCUUAGUAGAAAAAAGUCAAGAAGUCAUCUCAUGUGCUUUGACAUUUUUUCAUUUUCCUCACAAUGCUGAUCUAAAAUUAUUUCAUUAUAUGCUACCAGUGGAUAAAAUGGGAAAUUAUGUAGUUAAGGAUAAGAGAUUUUCUAAAAAAUAUUCUUCUUCUAAAUCCUAUUUAAAGGAUAUUGGUUAUAUACCUAACAUUUUUAUUUCCUUUAUUGAUAAAGAACAAGAAUAUAAAUUUAAAAAAAAAAAAAAAAUAUCUUUAUCAUUUAAUAUACUUUAA
Plasmodium gallinaceum is the source of this 2205-nucleotide messenger RNA. RefSeq names its product alpha/beta hydrolase, putative. The coding region runs from base 1 to 2205 and encodes 734 amino acids. The transcript has a single exon. Lineage: Eukaryota; Apicomplexa; Aconoidasida; Haemosporida; Plasmodiidae. The record is from RefSeq and is a predicted model, not a curated record.